This is a messenger RNA of Stomoxys calcitrans (stable fly), 3395 nucleotides long. Its product is annotated as PHD finger protein 12. The transcript is spliced from 6 exons. The coding region runs from base 104 to 2890 and encodes 928 amino acids. Gene Ontology annotation, molecular function: transcription corepressor activity; protein binding. The record is from RefSeq and is a predicted model, not a curated record. Gene Ontology annotation, biological process: negative regulation of transcription by RNA polymerase II. NCBI's taxonomy places the organism in Eukaryota, Metazoa, Arthropoda, Insecta, Diptera, Muscidae. Gene Ontology annotation, cellular component: Sin3-type complex; nucleus.
ACGACCCAACAACGACCGAGUCCUUCAUUAUAUUUAUUUGUUAAUAAAAUAUAUAAAAAUAUAAAUUUCUUCACUGCAUUGUUAUUUGAAAUAGGAUUUAACAAUGUCUAAAAUUGAUGCUAAUCCUAAUGCUGAGUUAAGCAUUAUGGAGCAAAUACAAAAUCUUAUAAAACCUCCGCCAACAGAAGAUGAAAAAUUAGGUGUUCGUCCAACAGCGACCAAGCAUCCAUACUAUAAAAGACCCGGUCGGGGCCAUAACCAUGAUUUGUGUGAUGCCUGUGAAGAAGGAGGAGAUUUGCUUUGUUGUGAUCGCUGUCCAUCAAGCUUCCACUUGCAAUGCCAUGAUCCACCAUUAACGGAAGAUGAUAUACCUAGUGGUCAAUGGUUAUGCCACAAUUGUCGCAUGACAUUAAAAACGGCUCCAUCGACUUCAUCAAAAUCUAGUUCCGUUGAGCGUACUUCCGCAACACCUGCGACAGCAGCAGUUGUUGCUGCAGCUGCUGCUGGAGUUAAUUCAAGGCCUAAUACUCCUUCCGCUGGCGGUGAUCUGGAGUCGAUACCAUUGAAAAUUCGUCAUUUACGUAAACGCAGCAGUAGUCGUGCUUCAUUUUGUAGCGAUUUAAGUGGCACAGAGAAAUAUCUAUCGAAAUUACCAGUUGGUAUACAGAGGGCAUUAGACCCCAACAAGAAGCCAACACCUUUAGAUGAACUAAUUAAGGCAGCUAGUAUUUUAAAUCCAAAACAAUUUGAAUUACCAAGAGAACUGGAAAUUCAUACACAAUUUCCGGGCAACGAUAAAAUUGAACCUAUACGUAACAAUGGCAAUAAUCACAAAAAGCCCAACUAUCGCAGAAACUCUAAACCUUUCGAAUUGGAUUCUCAAGGUUUGGUUCCAUUGCCAGCUAAAACAUGUUUUUACUGUCACCGCUCGUGCAAAAAAGCACCACUUGUGGCAUGUGACUAUUGCCCAUUAUUUUUUCAUCAGGAUUGUUUGGAUCCACCAAUGACAGCAUUGCCGACCGGUUUGUGGAUGUGUCCAAACCAUGUAGAAAAUUUUAUUGACAACAAUUUACUCAGCAGUAUUUCGGCAACUGAACGGGUGCGUUUAUGGGACAAGUUUUCACAGCCAUUUGACCACGAAGCUGUAAAAAUGGACUUCUUUCGUCGUGUUCACAUGAAAAAUCCACCAUUUCGUAUUAAGGUACCAGUGAAAUCUAGGGAUACAAUCGAAGUACCCCCCAUGGUUAAGUAUCAUUAUGAAAAUCCUCCUCCCCUCUUGCCGUCACUGAGAGAAACGUUACGCUAUGAUAUCGUUAAGAGACGCAAAUGUUUGCCCAGUGCUCCAGAAGUUAUUUCCAAGGAAAGUGUAGCAGAGUCAUUGGUUAAAGACUUGGAAGCUUUAAAAUCAGCUAAGGCAAAGUUUAGAGAAAUACAAAAGGAACUUGGGCGUGUAGAAGAAUUGAGUAGUAGCAGCAGUAGCAGUAGCAGUGAAGACGAGGAGGAACCGAAAAAUGCCACAGCUCAUGGGAAUGACAAAAAGACUAGUGGGUCGGAAGCUAAAGUAGAGACUACCAAGGAUGAUAACGGCGAUGAAGUGUUGACAGAAAAACAAACAAACAAAACAAAGAUCAAACGCACAAAACGCAACUCAACAAGUCACGCCACUCAUCUGAAGGAAACAGAAAUUAAAACCGAAUGUGAGACUAUACCCGAAGAAAAGGAUGAAAAAAAUGCAACACCACAAGCAGAAGAAAAAUCAAAAAUUGAUGCUAACUACAGCUGCAACAACAAUGCAGAGGACUCCGAUGAAGAAACGAAAUACGAUCCCCAAAUAGAUACUGAACUUCAGUAUUUAGAUGUAGAGCUUAUUAAGAAAUUGGCUUUUCAACGACUGCAGCAGCUUGUACAAGAUCAUCCAGAAAUUGUUGUGCAAUAUCAAAAUCGUACAGCUGCGAAACGUAUUAGAGAACUGACGCAGACCCAACCGGCAAUUGUAACGGCGCCUGAAGAACAAAAUUCUACCGGAUCCCCCGCGGUGGUGCCAUCCGAAAUUCUUUCCCCCAAUGACGUUAGACGUUUGUGCAUUAUGUUUACGGGUGAGACAUCAUCCAUAUUGGCCCAACCUAAUUCUGCUUCCGAAGAUAUGCCGCAAUUGCAUCCCGCUUUAGCAACAGCGGCGGCAAUUGUUGCCGCCGAUGAAGAGGAACAAAAAUAUACGCCACGCCUCUACUCGGAACAAGAGAAGGCCUAUGAAAUAGCCACUAGACUUGAAUUAAAAUUGUUACGAAGAAAAAUACGUGCGCGAGCGGUUCUUACGCCUCUUGGUGAUAUUCUUGAGGACAAUCGUUGGUUUAGUAACAUCGAAUUGCGUUCGUCAUUUUUCAUGCGCUAUCGCAGCAUAAACGUGGGAUAUGGUGACACCAACCUGGGGGUGGAUGUCAAUCUAUCGUUAAUCGGUUAUUGUCGACGCAUUUCACCAAAACAUGCUACCAUAUUUUAUGAUGAUUUUUCCAAAACAUAUGAAUUGAUCAAUUACUCUGAAUACGGUACGGAAGUAAAUGGUCAAUUGUAUUCCUGCGACUUUAGUGAACCCAAUCCCACGCCAGCUAAAAAAUUAAAACCUGAUGAUGUGGACUUGCAAAAGAAAGUCCAAGCUAUUCUCGACAAAAGGAGAGGUAUCCAACGGCAUUAUUUUGUGGUUGACAACAAUGCUCGCAUGGCUCCUCCGCCUAAGCCUGACUGCAAGUGUUCUUCCAUUGAAGAAGUCCCCAUGAUUAAAGGUGCCUGGGAGGGUACAGCAAUUUUGCAGCACGGGACUUUAAUCCGCUUCGGCUGCUUAGCAUUUGUUUUCUCAAUACCAAAACUGGACACCUGCAAUGGCCAGGGAUGAAUAAAUGCAGCAAUUAUUUGCUUUUAACCAAUAAAGGAUGUUAACGGAGAGCCAUCAUCUCAUCUUAAAGUACAACAAACAAAAUUAUACGAUUGAUUUUGGUGUUUUUAAAAAAAUAUCGUUUUCUCGAUUUUAUUUUCUUAUUUAAGCUAACUUUUAAAUCUUAUCUUUUCAUUUUUGACCAGCUUUUAGCUUUGUUUUAGAUGUUUAUCUUAGUGUAGAUUGGGAACACAAUGUACAGUAAAGUUAAAUUGUAUUUUGCGUUUCAAUGUAUAUAUCAUAAACAAACUAUGUAUAUGUACAUAGUUACAUAUAUUUAUAUACAUAUAUAUACCACCAAACCGAAAUUAUACGGUUUUAUAUAUGGACGUAAAAUGUGAAGAACAGAUACACACAUACCUUCAUACUCAAAAUGGUUAAUACUACUUUUACUAUUGCAUUAUUUGGAAUAAUGUGAUAUUAAAAUAUAUAAUUAAUUUGUAAUGGAAAUAAAACACAGUUUUUA